This is a messenger RNA of Miscanthus lutarioriparius, 1422 nucleotides long. NCBI's taxonomy places the organism in Eukaryota, Viridiplantae, Streptophyta, Magnoliopsida, Poales, Poaceae. The record is from the annotation of a GenBank genome assembly.
AUGGAUCCCGUCACCGACACCGCCGGUGAGUCCAGUUCUCCUCUCCUGUACUCUACACCCACAACAUGUCCCGUAGUCAGCGCCUCCGGCUCCGGGUCAGGGGUGAUUGUUUCUCAGAAGCGUCACGCCCGCUGCCCGCUCGCUCUUCUUGCAGGCGAAGCGCUCGACGAAAAGCGGCAAAGGACGACGGCAAGCAUCAACAACACAGCGGCUGUGGCGGUGCCGUGGGCGUUCAUUCUGGCGGACAUUCUGGGCGUCGUACUCCGCUUCCUGCCCUGCCUCGCCGACCGCUCUGCCGUGCGGUCCGUGUGCCGGCACUGGCGUGCCGCCGCGCAGGGGCACAGCCUGCCGCCGCCGCUACCGCUCCUCGUGCUCCCCAGGCUCAGGUUCUUCAGCUUUUCCACCCAGGGGGCAGUCUUCGCUAUGCGCCGCGUGUGGAUGCCUGAGGAGGUGGCCACCGGCCAUGUCGGCUGCGUGGGAUCUUCCGAAGGAUGGCUUCUUGUGGCGAGACCCUGCGAAGAUGCCGCCUUCUGCGAGCGCUUCCUGGUGAACGCGCUCUCUCAUAAUGUUGUCCGUCUGCCCCGUCUGCAUGCUCCCUACUGCACCACCUCUGGUGAGCACCCCUGGACUGCCAACGAUGACCCCAAGCUGCAUUCAAGGUCACUCGACCACGUUGUGCUAUCUGCUCCGCCUGGCUCGGCGACCAAGUGCAUAGUGGCUGGCUUCUCCUACCGCAAUUCUGUGCCCGGGCUCUCAGAUUGGCGCGGCUUGCCUGGGAUUACGCUGUGGCAGCCAGGGAUGAAGACCUGGUACGUCUAUCAAUCUCGCUGGGUUGACUGGUUGAGUGACCUUGUGUUCCACCAGGGGAAACUCUACAUGCUCCGCAGGUCCUGGCACACCAUCCAAUCACCAUUGCUCUUGGCUUUUACACUCGGGGAAGAUGAACAUGGGGUCAAUGUCUCUGGCCUUGAGCAUCGAGUGACUAUGCCGCCGUUCCCCCGUCCCGGCCCUGCGAACUGGGCAGCGAGGUGCAACUUGGUGCAAUGGCGUGGCUGGCUGGUGGUGAUAAUAAGAUAUGUGGAUUCUUACAUAUCGUUCUCCCAUACUGAGAAGGUUGAUGUGUUUGCAUUGGACCUCAGCAUAGACCCUUGUGGUGUCACUGAGAUCCGCAGCUUCGAUGGCUAUUGUGUGUUUGUCGAUCUAUGCCGCUGCACUUCCUUUCCUGCCGUCUCGUAUGAGGGUGUCCAAGGUGACUCUAUCUACUUUAUCGAUAAGUAUAAGAAGGACGACCAGCCUAGUUAUGUGACAACUGUGUACAACAUGAGAGAUGGUACAGUGAAGCCCUUCACUGCUGAGCUAUUGUCGGGUAACCCAGCAGAGGACAAGCUCGCGAGCCCAGUGUGGAUGUUCCCUCCCGAAUGA